AUGACGAGGCAGGUGCGGCAAAGCAAUGCCCAGAAUAAUCUUGUUGCCAUCAACACUGCUCUGGGUUGGACUUUUCAAGGACCGGUAUCAGUUAGAUCUUCACUCGAGAACAAAGACAGCACUCUAGUUUGUGUGCUUCGCACUGAUGCCACUCACGAGGCGUCAUUACAGAUGUUCUCGGAAAUUGAGCAUAUGGGUAUUACGGACGGAAAUAGUAAUGAUGAAGGCGACGACAAAGUUCUUUGUCAAUUUAAGGAAACCGUACAGAAGGUUGGCGGAAGAUGUGCCGUCACUCUAUCUUGGAAGAACGAUUUCGUCCUUAACGAUAAUUUGGAAGUAGCCGAGAGUCGGCUCAACGGGCUCCUAAAAAAGCUAAAGAAAAAUGGUUUGAUGGCAGAGUACGACGCUGCGAUGAGGAAGUACGCAAGUGACGGACAUGCGGAGAAGGUACUCGUCGAGUCAGAGAACGGGAAACAACCUCAGCAAGUCUAUUACAUGCCGCAUCAAGCUGUGGUCAAACAGGAAUCAGAAACCACAAAGCUUCGUGUUGUCUUCGAUGGAUCCUCGCAUGCACCUACCGUAGCUUUACUGAACGAUUGCCUGGAAGAAGGACCCAGUCUGAAUACGGAUCUUCUGCCGGUCUUGAUACGUUUCCGAAUGUACCGUAUCGGUCUGGCAGCAGACAUUGAGAAAGCCUUUCUUCAGGUUGAGGUCCAAGAAAGGGACAGGGACGCUUUGAGAUUUCUGUGGUGUCAAGAUGGUCCUACGGAAGAUAUUUCUCAGAAUCCGGUGGAAGUAUGGAGAAUGAAACGUGUACCCUUCGGAACGACAGCGAGCCCCUUUCUUUUGGCGGCCACACUGAGACAUCACCUAGACAACGUCAAAGGGCAUUUCCAACGGACGGCACGGCACAUUGUCAAUAGUUUCUACGUGGACGACCUAUUGACGGGUUCAUCAACGGUGGAUGGAGCAAUAACGAUAUACAACGACGCUUCAUCUAUCCUUCAGGAAGCUGGCAUGAAUUUACGAAAAUGGAUUUCAAACGCAGAAGAGGUACGAAAACAGUUUGGUGAGCAAGACACCAACAGUAGACAAGAGAGGACCCUGAGUUGCAGGGAGGAUCGGAAAGUUCUCGAUAUACUGUGGGACACGUACGGUGAUACUCUCAAGGUAUCAGGCAAACGCAUGCUAGAGGAUGGCAUAGCGCUCAUUAGCAGUAAACGCGGAAUUCUGAGCGCAGCAGCGAAGCUGUUUGACCCUCUGGGCAUGCUCUCUCCGUUCAGCAUUCGAAUCAAAAUGCUGUUUCAACGUUUGUGGGAGGAGAAGGUUGAUUGGGACACGCCUUUGACCGGAAAUAUACAAGAGCUGUGGCAUACCUGGUUGUCAAAGUUGGACAACAUCGCACUAAAUAGGUGUCUCGUUCCAGAUGGAAAUUACAACUUCAAGUAUGAGCUUCACAUCUUCAGCGACGCUAGUCCUUAUGCAUACGGCGCCUGUUUGUAUUUAAGAGCCAUUGCAAAUGGAAGAACAGCGAAGGUCGGGUUUGUGUUUGCAAAGGCUCGGGUGGCGCGUUUGAAGACCCUAACUUUACCACGACAAGAGCUUAUGGGCGCCCUGUUGGGAGUGAGGCUAUCAAAGAAAAUAACUGAAGCUUUGACGCGACUGAAGGAAGUGACCUGCGUAUACUGGACAGAUUCGUCAAUCACCCUUUGUUGGGGGUUGUACCAGGUUCCGCGCCAAAGCAGCGACAGCAAGAAUGGCUCCAUUACCACAGGAUCGAGUAGAAGCCGGUACGCCAUUUGA
Messenger RNA from Ornithodoros turicata, 1803 nucleotides. RefSeq lists its product as uncharacterized. Lineage: Eukaryota; Metazoa; Arthropoda; Arachnida; Ixodida; Argasidae. Bases 1 to 1803 code for a protein of 600 amino acids. The transcript is spliced from 2 exons. The record is from RefSeq and is a predicted model, not a curated record.